This is a messenger RNA of Topomyia yanbarensis, 954 nucleotides long. RefSeq names its product luciferin sulfotransferase-like. The transcript is spliced from 2 exons. Gene Ontology annotation, biological process: sulfation. Gene Ontology annotation, molecular function: sulfotransferase activity. The record is from RefSeq and is a predicted model, not a curated record. Lineage: Eukaryota; Metazoa; Arthropoda; Insecta; Diptera; Culicidae. Gene Ontology annotation, cellular component: cytoplasm. Bases 1 to 954 code for a protein of 317 amino acids.
AUGUCGUUUGAGUAUAUCAACAUAACAGAUCCGACGUGGUUCGCUACUCGUUUUCAAACGGGAGAAGAGGACUACGUUUUGGUGAAACCUAAAGAUUACUCCAAAGUUCCAAUCGAUAUCCCCAACUGGAGCCCACUGCCAUGCUGUACGACGAACCAGUUCAAACGAUACGAAAAUGAAUUGCUGAAUUUCGAAGUAAAGGCUGAUGACAUUUGGAUCGCAUCCUACCCGAAAAGUGGAACAACUUGGGUUCAGGAAAUGGUUUGGUUGAUCAGUAACGAUCUGGAUUUCAACACGGCACGUGCGACAGUCAUCCGAGACAGGUCACCCUUUUUGGAAGUCAGUACAAUUUUCGACAUUGGUGAAGAAUCGAGUUCAUUCGCGUAUACCACUGAAACGCCCAGUCCACGGCUGAUCAAAACACAUCUACCAGUGGCUCUGCUGCCGCCACAGAUUUGGAACGUGAAACCAAAAAUCGUCAACAUCCGCCGAAACCCGAAAUCGGUUGCCGUUUCGUACUAUCACCACUCGAACGAAUUCAAAGGUACCAAAGAAGCUUUCAUCCGAUCUUUCAUGAAAGAUUUGCAGCUUUAUUCGCCCUACCACCGGCACGUCAUCGAGUAUAACCAGUUGAAGAACUACGGUAACAUAUUGAACCUAUCCUUCGAGGAUAUGAAACGGGACUUGAAAGCGUCGGUGCUAAAGACUUGCGAUUUUCUCGGUUGGAGCUACGCGGACGCCAAGAUUGACGAGCUUUGCCGGCAUCUGUCGUUUGAAAAUAUGGCCAAAAAUCUGGCGGUCAAUUACGAGGACGUGUUUCCGAACGAAAAGUUCAUCCGCGAAGGAGCCAUUGAUGGCUGGAAGAAAGAGCUCAGUCCGGAGCUGAUCGCCGAUAUGGAUCGGUGGACUGAAAGUGUGGUUGAAGAGAAAUAUCGUUACUUGUUCAAGGUGUAA